GUCUCGGAGGAAAACAAAGCUCUAGACCCAAGAUGAAGGCAGAGAAGGAGGCUCCUUUAAAGGUCAAAAUAUUUUCCCAGGUCUUUUGGCUCAUUUUUGUCACUUCCUUCGAUUCAGGUGGGGUGCUGGCAGUGAAUAUGACGAUCCCUAACACUCUCAUCAGAGGUACCGUUGGAGGGGAGGCCCUACUGUCUGUCCGCUACAGCAGUUUCAGCCUCGAUCUGCCAGUCAUCAAGUGGCAGCUCAGGAGGGAAAAGUCUAUAACUGUAGUCCAGUCAAUUGGCACUGACAUCAUUGGGACCCUGAGACCCGAGUAUCGAGACCGCAUCCUGGUCUUUGAAAAUGGGACUCUGCUCCUUCAUAACCUCCGUCUGUCUGAUGACGGGACAUAUGAUGUGGAGAUCUCCAUCACUGAUGAUUCCUUCACAGGGGAGGGCAGCAUCACUCUCACUGUGGAUGAGUUUAUAUCUCGGCCCUACAUCCACAUGGAGGCUUCAUCAGUGCUGGAGCUCAGUGAAAAUGUCAUCCUCAACUGCUCCCACGACAAUGGAACCAAGACCACAUACCGGUGGUUUAAAGGGGGGAAGCCACUCACCAACAUGACAAGGUUCCUGAUAUCACCUGACCAGAAGUUCUUGACCAUCACACGGGUUUUGAUGGCCGACGACGACAUCUACAGCUGCUCAGUAGAAAACCCUGUAGGCAAUAUGACGAGUCUGCCUCUCCGGCUGACGGUCUACAGGAGAAGUUCCCUCUACAUCAUCUUGUCCACUGGAGGAAUCUUUCUCCUCGUCACUUUGGUAACAGUGUGUGCCUGCUGGACACCGUCCAAAAAGCCAAAGCCCCAGCCAAGAAAGCCUCUCUCCAGGUUCUAUGACCGCUGCCAUCACUCACCAAUUAAUCAGUACAAUACAGAUGAGCGGUUUCCAAAAACGACAGAACACAACGGAGUAAACGCUGUGACUUCACUCUACAUCCUGCAGGAAAAGGAGCCCUCCUUGGAUGACUCGUCCAGCAACAGUAUUGGAUCUCCUUCAGACAUCGAUAACCCUCCGUGCUACACCAGUUCCCCCAGCUACAACAGCUGUCUUAACCACUCUACCUCAUCUCCUGCCCGCUCCUCAUACAGAAAAACCCACACACAUACCACCUGCUGUAUCGGACUGUGUUCAUACUCAAGCAUGCCCAGGCACAGAAGAAUGUUACUGAUGCAACGGCAGACCAGUGGAAGAGACAGGAGGGGGAGCAAUCAUGCUCAGGCACAACAAUCGUGCCUAAUGUGAAAAAACACAAAUGGAAAUACUUAGCCAGAUUCUGAGAUAUGGCAUUGAGUCUUUCAGAGAUAGGUGAGGGGUCGGUAAGUUUUAAACUGUAGAGUGAUCAAGAGAAAAUAUUUCUUACACUUCAUUUUAUAUCAGAGUCAUAACAAAACAAGAGGAUUUUUUGCGUUUAUGUGUUGAAAGUUUGAGAUAGAAGAACCAACCAUCAACAUUUAAGUGUUACUGUGUUUUUACUUGUCCUGUUGUGUUAAAUCAGUGGUUCUCAACUGGUGGGUCUGGACCCAAAAGAGGGUUGUGGAGCUGAUUUUAGCGUGCCUGGAAAAAAAUAGCUAAAUAGUCUAUGAUGUACGGAGGCCCCAAAUGAACAUACAUCCAUACUCUUGAAUGUAGACUUUUGAUUUGUUUUCUUUGUCCUGUUUCUUUGUUCAAUCAUUUUGCUUUUUCCAUUUAAUGUUCAACCGACAACAUAUUUAUUAAAGAACAACUAAAACCCAGAGUUAUAGCUGAGGUUUAUCUAGUCCGGACCUUCAGAAAACCUUUAGAACAUUAAGAACAGCGGGAGCAAGGAGGGAGGGGUUAUAACACUCCUACGUACUGUCACUUAACGGCCACAUCAUUUAGCCUAUGCUGUUUUAACCAUAAUGUCGUAACAAAUCAAAGUAGCCUUACCACAAUCUACAUGCACUUCAUUUUAAGACAAACAUGGAUUAUCCUCAACCUUAAAAAAGCACUACAUUACCCCCAAUUCUAGAGUAAAACAGCAAUUUGCUUGGGAAACUUCAACAUUCUGCAGUUACUGGUGAAUUUAAUGGUCAUUUUUCAACAUUUUUUAAUGAAGAAACAAUGGUAGAUGGUCAUGUAGAAGUCACAAGAUAGUAUCUGAUCAAUAACCUUGCAAAGCCAAUGGAUCUAACCUGACAUGCCAGAUGGAUUUGUUUCACACAUCCAUCUGGA
Molecule: messenger RNA, 2234 nt
Organism: Cheilinus undulatus (humphead wrasse)
Lineage: Eukaryota; Metazoa; Chordata; Actinopteri; Labriformes; Labridae
Product: hepatocyte cell adhesion molecule-like
Exons: 8
Coding region: 33-1283 (416 amino acids)
Source: RefSeq, a predicted model, not a curated record